GAAAACAGGCAAGGGUCAAAACUAACAGGAGGACUAGCAAAAGAGUGAAUAUCAAAAACAGGAGCACGGGAAAACAUGCUGGUUGACUUGAAACAGACAAGACCAACUGGCACAGAGAGACAGGAAACACGGGGAUAAAUACACUGGGGAAAAUAAGUGACACUUUGAGGGGGUGGAGACAAUCACAAGGACAGGUGAAACAGAUCAGGGCGUGACAAUAUCAGACUUUCACAACAAGGUCCAAAUUCAGAUGUUAUCUGUGUACAGCAGCGAAGUUCCUCCUCUGUUAUAGACCAGUUACAACAACCUGACCGACUGAGGAGAGGCCAUCUUCAGGCAAAGCUUUGUUACUAAGUUUCUCAAAGUGUUGUCAUGACGUUGCCCUCUUUGAGUACAGCGAGCACCAUCCCCCGCUCUCUGCUUCUACAACCAGAAGGAAGACCCUGCCUCCUGGACACACAGUAUUAGAGAGAGGGUAAACUUUCACAGAGGACAAAGGAAAUCCUUCCACCUCACAGAACUUGAGAGGGAGUCUAUGAAAUCCCAGAUGGAUUUGAAGAAGACGAGCCUGAUACAAUGAAGAACACAGACAUUGAUGGAAAAUUAUAUGCCAACGUAAGAGCCUUCAAGCCCAGUCCAAGACAUGGAGUUGUUGCUUCAGUACAUGUUCAGUGGUGGAAGAGACCCUCUGGAGUUGCUGCAGUGUGUCUGGGGCUGCUGUGUGUUCUCCUACUGGCUGGGAUCAUAGGCCUGUCUGUCUACUAUGGAGUCAUUGAUAAUCACAACUCAACACAGAGAGACCAGCUACAGACCAGUUACAACACCCUGACUAAAGAGAGAGACCAGCUACAGGACAGCAACAGCCUUCUGACUAAAGAGAGAGACCAGCUACAGACCAGUUACAACACCCUGACUAAAGAGAGAGACCAGCUACAGACCAGUUACAACACCCUGACUAAAGAGAGAGAACAGCUACAGACCAGUUACAACACCCUGACUAAAGAGAGAGACCAGCUACAUUCUGACAGACUUUUUCUUAGCGGGAGGCUUACCAAUCUCAAACAAACCUGUCCUGAAGGCUGGCAGAAGUUUGAAUCCAGUUGGUACUUCCUGUCUACUGAGACUAAAACCUGGAAUGAGAGCAGAAAGGACUGUCUGGAGAGAGGAGCAGACCUGGUGAUCAUAAACAGUGAUAAGGAACAGGAGUUUCUCUUCAACCUCAACAAGGGAGUCUGGAUUGGUCUGACUGACUCUGUUACUGAGGGGAACUUGAUAUGGGUGGACGGCACCCCACUGACGACCCCAAGGUACUGGCCUCCACAUCAGCCUGAUAAUGGUGAUGGCAAACCAGAAUAUGGUGAGGAGGACUGUGUUCACAUACGUGAAGAACAGAGUCCUCGAACGUCAUGGAAUGACUUGUCAUGUGACAGCAAACUCAACUGGAGCCUGGUUGAUCAGGGAAGAGACCCUUCCUAGUUGCUGCAGUGUGUCUGGGCCUGCUGUGUGUUCUACUGGCUGGGAUCAUAGGCCUGUCUGUCUACUGUGAGUUUGUGUCCAAGUUCAUUGCUUAUCACCAAGUUGUCAGAAGUGCUGGUUACUAAGCCUAUUUACCUGCUGUUUUACCUAGUAACUAUGUGUUUAUACUGUGUAGAUAACAGAGAAAUCACUAAAAGGAACAACUUGUUCCAGAGUUUUUCCCUUUAUAAAAUCAACACAACUGAAUAGAGAGACCAGCUACAGACCAGAUACAACAACCUGACUAAAGACAGAGACCAGUUACAGACCAGAUACAACAACAUGACUAGAAAGAGAGACCAGUUACAGACCAGAUACAACAACCUGACUAAAGAGAGAGACAAGUUACAGACCAGAUACGACAACAUGACUCGAGAGAGACCAGUUACAGACCAGUUACAACAACCUGACUGAAGAGAGAGACCAGUUACAGACCAGAUACAACAACCUGACUAAAGAGAGAGACCAGU
Oncorhynchus mykiss (rainbow trout) is the source of this 1985-nucleotide messenger RNA. RefSeq lists its product as uncharacterized. The record is from RefSeq and is a predicted model, not a curated record. NCBI's taxonomy places the organism in Eukaryota, Metazoa, Chordata, Actinopteri, Salmoniformes, Salmonidae.